Rhodamnia argentea is the source of this 918-nucleotide messenger RNA. Its product is annotated as EPIDERMAL PATTERNING FACTOR-like protein 1. Gene Ontology annotation, biological process: guard cell differentiation; stomatal complex development. The transcript has 2 exons. The record is from RefSeq and is a predicted model, not a curated record. NCBI's taxonomy places the organism in Eukaryota, Viridiplantae, Streptophyta, Magnoliopsida, Myrtales, Myrtaceae. The coding region runs from base 128 to 481 and encodes 117 amino acids.
UAUCUCUUCUUCUCUCUCUGGGUUUCUUCACUUUCUGAACCCAUUGAUUGCUUUGGUAAUGUCUGAGCUGACUUUCUUAUGUUCAGACUCAAUUAUCUCAGUUCAUGGAGAGACAUGAGAUGAAACCAUGAACUCGAACUCAAGCACAUCAAUCCUCAUCUGCACCACCACUCCUCUCGUCCUCCUCUUCCUCCUCCUCCUCCUCUCUCCUCCCUCGUUCUCUCGCCAGGGACUGUCGUUCGAGGAGAAGACUCGGCUCGGGUCGACGCCGCCGAGUUGCCACAACAAGUGCAACGGGUGCCACCCCUGCAUGGCGGUCCAAGUGCCGAGCGCGCCCACGACGGGCCGCAAGGAGAAGAGCGAGAAGCCGAGCCGGCCGGCCGAGUUCGUCGACCCGUCCCCUGCUUCCCCAGGUAGAUACUCCAAUUACAAGCCCUUGGACUGGAAAUGCCGGUGUCGCAACCACUUGUUCAACCCCUAAUUACGCACGCGCCGGUCACUUUGUUUACCUAAUAUCUCUCGUGGGUCCGAGAUUUAUCAACUUACCUCCCGCCGGCGAAUUCCGAUCGUUCUUCCCGAAAUCCCACCCUUUGUUUUUUUUUUUUUUGUUGUUGCGAGAGAGAGAGAGAGAGAUCUCGGACCACUUUUCAGAUGCAUGCAGCUCCAAUGUGGAGUUUGCUGCCUUCGCUGGAUUAGGAUUUAGUAUGAACGAGAUUAUAUAGUAUGAUGUCAUUAUAUUGCACUUAGUUUUGUAGUCGGAGGAUGCUUAGGGAGAUAAGAGAGAGAGUGUGUGUAUGUUUGCGUGUUUUAAUUAAAUGUGUACAAUCGUUGAAAUCAUUAUACAAAAUGUACAGACACUCUGUGGGGACACGUCUUUCGCAGUGUGCCAUUUCAAUGAGAUUUUUUCUUUCCUUUUUU